GUCUGCUCCCGGAGCCGUGACCCGAGUCGGAGCCGCGUGUCGCAGCCACCCCGACCCCCCCACAGCUGAUCAUGCGCCGCCGCCCCGGGCUUGCCAGUCCCACCGGACUGUGAGCCCCCCCCAUUCCCCACCCGUCGCGGCCCGCGCGCCAUGGGCAGCGCCCACCCUCGCCCCUGGCUGCGGCUCCGACCCCGGCCCCAGCCGCGGCCCGCGCUCUGGGCGCUCCUGUUCUUCCUUCUGCUGCUGGCUGCUGCCGUGCCCAGGUCAGCACCCAACGACAUCCUGGGCCUGCGCCUGCCCCCGGAACCCGUGCUCAACGCCAACACGGUGUGCCUGACGCUGCCCGGCCUGAGCCGGCGGCAGAUGGAGGUGUGCGUGCGCCACCCGGAUGUGGCUGCCUCGGCCAUCCAGGGCAUCCAGAUUGGCAUCCAUGAAUGCCAGCACCAGUUCCGGGACCAGCGCUGGAACUGCUCCAGUCUCGAGACGCGCAGCAAGAUCCCCUACGAGAAUCCCAUCUUCAGCAGAGGUUUCCGAGAGAGCGCCUUCGCCUACGCGAUCGCUGCAGCGGGUGUGGUGCACGCUGUGUCCAACGCAUGCGCCCUGGGCAAGCUGCGGGCCUGCGGCUGCGACGCUUCACGUCGCGGGGACGAGGAGGCCUUUCGACGGAAGCUGCACCGCCUGCAACUGGAUGCGCUGCAGCGUGGAAAGGGCCUGAGCCACGGGGUCCCUGAGCAUUCCUCCCUGCCCCCAGCCAGCCAGGGCCUGCAGGACUCUUGGGAGUGGGGCGGCUGCAGCCCGGACGUGGGCUUCGGAGAGCGCUUCUCUAAGGACUUUCUGGACUCCCGAGAGCCUCACAGAGACAUCCAUGCGCGCAUGAGGCUGCACAACAACCGGGUCGGCAGGCAGGUGAGCGUUUCAGCCCCCUGGGCCUGCUGCUUCUCCAGGCCCCUCUUCUCUUCCGGAGCACACACAGUGCACAUGACCUAUAACACCCAGUCUGUUCG
Molecule: messenger RNA, 1004 nt
Organism: Ochotona curzoniae (black-lipped pika)
Lineage: Eukaryota; Metazoa; Chordata; Mammalia; Lagomorpha; Ochotonidae
Product: protein Wnt-10a-like
Exons: 4
Biological process (GO): multicellular organism development; canonical Wnt signaling pathway; cell fate commitment
Cellular component (GO): extracellular region
Molecular function (GO): cytokine activity; frizzled binding
Source: RefSeq, a predicted model, not a curated record